Molecule: messenger RNA, 9172 nt
Organism: Pezoporus occidentalis (night parrot)
Lineage: Eukaryota; Metazoa; Chordata; Aves; Psittaciformes; Psittacidae
Gene: RIMS4
Product: regulating synaptic membrane exocytosis 4
Exons: 6
Coding region: 228-1040 (270 amino acids)
Biological process (GO): positive regulation of synaptic transmission; calcium ion-regulated exocytosis of neurotransmitter; regulation of synaptic vesicle exocytosis
Cellular component (GO): cytoskeleton of presynaptic active zone; presynaptic membrane
Molecular function (GO): small GTPase binding; transmembrane transporter binding
Source: RefSeq, a predicted model, not a curated record
GCGGCGCCCAGAGCGCCGGGCGGCAGCAGGUGGCUCCUCUCCUUUCCCCGCCGCGCCGCUCCGCGCUCUCGCCUCGCCUCGUCUCGCCCUGCCGCCUCACCGCGGCCACCGCCGCAGCCAAGACGCCGCGGGCCGUGCUCCGAGUGAAGAAUGGGGCGGCGAAGCUGGCCAAGCCGCCGCCGGCGGCCGGCGAGACCCCCGGCGGCGCCCCCGGACCCGGGCUCUUCAUGGAGCGGUCGCAGAGCCGCCUCAGCCUGUCCGCCUCCUUCGAGGCCCUGGCCAUCUACUUCCCCUGCAUGAACAGCUUCGACGAGGAGGACGCGGAUGGGGAUGGUCGAAGACUCAAAGGAGCCAUCCAGAGGAGCACAGAAACUGGGCUGGCUGUUGAAAUGCCGAGCCGGACCGUCCGUCAAGCCAGCCAUGAGUCCAUUGAGGACAGCAUGAACAGCUAUGGAUCGGAGGGAAACUUGAAUUUCAGUGGAGUCCAUCUGGCAUCUGCUGGGCAGUUUAGUGACUUCCUGGGCAGCAUGGGCCCUGCACAGUUUGUUGGGCGUCAGACCUUGGCCACCACCUCAAUGGGGGAUGUGGAAAUUGGCUUGCAAGAGCGAAACGGGCAGCUAGAAGUGGAUAUCAUUCAGGCUCGAGGACUGACACCAAAACCCGGCUCCAAAACACUGCCAGCUGCUUACAUCAAAGCUUACCUGCUAGAGAAUGGCGUGUGCAUUGCGAAAAAGAAGACAAAAGUGGCUCGCAAAUCAUUAGAUCCUUUGUACAAUCAGGUGUUACUGUUUGCUGAGAGCCCCCAGGGCAAAGUAUUACAGGUGAUAGUCUGGGGAAACUAUGGAAGGAUGGAGCGCAAGCACUUCAUGGGAGUCGCCAGGGUCCUCCUGGAAGAACUGGAUUUGUCAACUUUAGCAAUUGGCUGGUACAAGCUUUUCCCAACCUCCUCGAUGGUAGAUCCCACUACAGGCCCGCUCCUGCGUCAGUCCUCACAGCUUUCCCUGGAGAGCACAGUGGGACCCUGCUGUGACAGGUCUUAGUGAGUAAGGAAGGGGGAACUGCUUUUGUUUUUUAAACAUGCUGUCAAGGUUUUGUUUGCUGGAACUCUGACCUCAAGCGCAAUGCAUGUUCAAUCAGUUCUUGUGGAGCUGGAAGAGGAGGAUAAACCAGUGACCUUAGACAGAAGACAAGGGGGAGGGCGCUGUGCCCUCUCCAUCCGAGGAGGAGGUGCCGUGGGGCAUGAGUCCUAGUUGUCAAAUUAGACAUACACCUCUUGUUUCACUUCUCUCGCUGUCAUUCUUGGACCCUUGUUUCAGAUCAGUAUUAACCCUGCAAAGUUGCAGCAUUUGGAAGAAUCUGGGGGAGUAAGGAAUUUUUCUUAACUGUGCAUCUUAGAAAUUUCUAAUACAGAUUCUUUCAUGAGAAGGUACCUGAAAGAUUCAGAGGCAGUAUCUGACCUGAAAGAGCAGGAGCAGAAAGUUUAAGAGGAAGCAUUAGGGUUUUUAUAAGGUCUUUCUUCUUGAAAGGAAGAAAAGAAAGAAACCUGCAACUCUUUCUUUAGAAUCAGUUCCCUAUCACUGAGUCAUGUUAACUGUAACACUGUCAUUGCUGUGUUUCCAAACUGUGCCAAAUUACCAGCAAGUGUCUUUACUGCAUUACUUGUCUAACACUGCUGAUGAAGCAUACUUGGUGGGAGAAUAAGUAGCGCCUACUUAGACCAGACAGUCUGAACAGAGUUUGAGUUGAGCAGGCUAAUUAACUGCAAUUUUGCUCAGAAAAAAAGCCCCCAGAAGUGGGAGCUGAACAUCAGACUUGCAGCUUGAGAUAUGUUUUGUGUUGUCAGAUACAAUGUUCUGCAAUUUACUGACUCCCUUACUUGUUGCUGUGCAUCCUUCAGUCACAGUGUCUUCUAUCUCCUGCUUUUCUUCCAUCUCCUUUGUGCUGGUACAUAUCUGCUGGAGAUGCUACCCUUCCUGUUGUGCUGUGGACUGACCUGAAACAGGACUGUUUUAUUUUGCCAUGGGAGAGGAGUUUGAGGUUUCUAUGGGUGCAGAAGAAAGAAACCUCAGUUUGUCAUCUGACAAAAAGGUGCUGGAGAGCACAUAACCUUCCUUGAGGAGAGAGGUGCUUUGGGCAGUCUUGGUAGUAUGCAAACAUUGUCAAGUGUUCUGCAAGAGGAGAUGCAAUCCCCAAAGUAUGGAGAGGUGGUAGGUGAGGAAUCUGAAGAUGCAGUGGUCACAGCAUGUAUAUUUUGUUCAUUGAAGUGCAACACUAGCUGUAAACAAGUCAUGUAGGUUAAGCCAGCAACACACGUUCUCUGAGCUGCUGAGCUGUGGUCAGCAAUCACGUGCUGGAGUAAGCACGCUGGAUCCUUCAGACAAUUAAAAUCAUCUUAUCCACAAACCACAGAGAAUCUCCAGAGAUUUUCUGUUGAAUGACCUGUUUUGGCUAGGUUUUGUCUUAGUUCCUAAUGAGGAUUUGAGGACUGCUGUCUCAGAAUCAGCUUUUGGAGAUGUGUUACUUUGUGAUUUAAAAGUGAAGGUCCCAUGUCACGUUUAGGGAGGAGCAGAUUCUCGACCUGUUGUAGGGGCACACUGAACAUUUAUUUCUGCAUGUGGACCUCAGCUUCGUUAGAAUAAAAGCAUGAGUGUUGAGUGGAUGGUAAAAGCAGUUGCUUUUGGUCCUAGCUUGUCUAUGGCAUUUUAAAUUAUUUUGAGAUAAAUUAUAGGAUAGAUGCAAAAAUAAUAGGCCUUACAGUAACCUCUGUAAAAAAACCUACAUAAUAUAAAGGAGAGGGAAGCAGAAUGAGGGACAUAGAAUGAAUAGUUUUUUUAGUCUUCGGUGGUAAAAGCCUCAACAUUUCAGAUAAAUCUCCUUAUUUCCUUGAUCAAAUAUGUCUCUGGCCUCUCACUAAUUAUUUUUUCUAAUCGUAUUAGACAAUUUCUAUAUAUUAGCUGAAGAAAGUUUGUUGCAUGCUGGUCAAACUAUGUUGUGGCUCUUUUAGUUUUCUUUUUGAAGAAAAAAGCACAUUUACUGUAAUUCAAGUCAGCAUCUUUUCCUCUUGGUAUGUAGUGAGUACUAGGCAAUAUUGUACAAUAUGUGUAUGAACUAGAAUAGAUUAGGUAGAUUUAGUGGUUUGUAGCACUGGAUCUUUUAAUAACUAUGUCUUUAAAAGGACUUUGGGGAGCUCCAGGUACAUGCCAGACCUGGCAGCUGAGUAACAGGGCUUUUGUCUUAAGUUAUGCUGAAACCUUUAUAUUGGUACUUAGUUUGGACAUUAUCUACCAAUAAUAGCUAGUUAAUCAUGGUUUUCCUGUGUCCAGUAAGAUGAAUGCAACGUUUUUGCAGUCUUUAAUAUGGAGUAGGAGACUAUAUAUGCCAAAAACAUUCCCCCAGAAAACUUUGUUUAAUGACUGUCUGUUGAAAAGCUCAAUUGCUGUAUGCCUGGCAAAUGUGACGUGUCUCUGUAUCCUACCCCUCCAAAAGCUCUGCAAGCUCAGUGAUGAUCAGUUUAGUUACAAUAGGACUACUUAACACUGAGGACUAUCUUCCGAAUGGUUUUAAUCAUGCUAAAAUGUCACUGUCAGGGUAGGAAAAAAACAAAACCAAGUUACAGUUCUACUUGUGUUAUUUUUGUCAGCGUUUCAGAUUCUGACAUUUGGAGGCAGUUUUAAGAGUCUGCUCCGUCCUGUUUUCUUCUGCAUUUUUUACAUGGUUGAUUGCAGUCCAGUGGUUCUCACUUUUGUUUCUACUCACUUCCAAGUCCUGUUUCUCCCCAGUAAGAGAACGUUGCAACCCCUGGCUGCCACACACAGCACAGUCACAUGAACUGGCAAGUGCAGUUGAUCUUCCUUCGUGCAGCAGACUUACAGGAGCCCUUCUGAGAGCACCCACAGGGCACAGAGUGAGGCCAGGAGGGUUGCACAGUACCCUGCAACCUAGAUCCUUGCUUCACUUGCACCCAUGAUUCCUUCAUUGACCAUGGUGUAUUACAGUUAAAAGUCUAGUUAUCCAUCAAUUUAAGACACUCAGUAUCACAUCCAAGGCAAGUCUUAGGCUUGGAAUAGCUGUUUUUUAUAAAGCCUAAGGUUUUUUUUCCCCAAAAAGUUUGACUUGCCGGUUUAUCUAAGGUGAUGUGAUAUGACAGUCGGGAUUGCCAGUGUGGUUGUGUAAAAAGUAGCAGUUUGUUAGAAUGAUGAGCAGCUGAAAACUGAGUUUUGGUCCCCUUUGCAAGUCCUGAAAGAGUUUUUUCCUGUGUCUGAGGGAAGCUGUUAUAGUCAAGGAGGGGGAGAGAGAAAAACAGACUGUAAAAAGGAAGAAGAGGUAUUGUAGUACUUCUGUGAGCAAUGAUGAGGGGUGAGAUUGAGGAGGGAUACAUAAUAAACACCUGCCCAGCUCAGGGUUGAUUCCCCGUUCCUUGUGCAUGGAAUACUGUGUUCUAAUAGUAAUGGGAGGGUUGCUUGUCAAAAGAGAAAAUGGAGAACUGGUUCCUAAAUGUUACCUGCAUUACUAUUACCAUGAAAAACAAGGGAAUGCUGGUGCUGGGAGCAGAAUGAUCUCUCCGCAGCGGGAAUCCCCUGCACACAGAGAGCGCAGCCUCGCACGUGGCUUUGUUCUCUUUGUGGUCUGAGCAAAACGCAGCUGUGACCGCGGAUAUAGACCUGGAUUGUCCAGGAAAAAGUUGGGAUACUUUCCCAGUCUCCUGGUGUUGCUUUCCCUUUGCCCCAGCACAGCUGGGAUGUCACAGAGCCAACACAAGGUCCUCACUCUGUGAGUCAGUCCGUGGGUCCUCAUCCCACAGUCGAAGCUGCGUGGGCAGGCUGGAGCAUCCCUUUGGCACUGUCCAUGGGUGCUUGUGUCCAUGGGCAGGGUAAAGGCCAGGUGACUUUAUUGUUUAGCCAAGUACAUCCCCACUUCUUGGCCAUGGAUUGUUCCAAAGGACAUUGCAGAAUUAUUUGCUUUGAAUGAAAAUCUCUAUUUAUUGUUUCUAGCUACCAGAUCCUUUAUCAAUGUACUGUUCUAAAUUUGCAGGUCUUCUGGAGUAUGAAUAUCACAAGUUCCUGUAAAGGAGCUGUUUUUAAGAUGUUGAGGCAGUUAACAGAAUCUCAACCUAAGCAUGUUUAGUAAUGUUUAGACAGCAAGACAACUUUUUUAUGAGACUCAUUUUAAGUUAGUUUAUUACAUGCUGAUUUAAAACAGGGAAAAUAUUUUUCUUUAAAGACAAAAUGAUGUAUGUUUUUUAACAGAUAAUUUAGUGUUUUCAAAACUGUUUAAUGUUCUGGGUAUGAUGUUUACUCAUUCUUUUGACUUCUAUGUUCCUUGUUCUAUUUUAUCAACUUUUUUCCACAAGAAAAGAGGCAUAUGUAAAUAAACACCAGAAAAGAGUCCUAUAGGAAAUUCUGUUCAAACUGGCCAUAGAAUUAUUAGUAAAGAUUUGUUAUUGUUCAUUAACUCUCAGCUACUAUUCAAGCCUUUGUUGAAAGAAUCGAUGUUGUAUUUUCAAGAUGAGAACUACUUAGCUAGUUUUGUCAUAAACCUGUACUCUGUAUAAAAAUCUUUUUAUAAAGAAAGUCUAAUAGGCUAACAAGCAAUAAUAUAUUCCAUUUGGUGUGCACAGAUUGUGACUUGCAGGCUGUAGUACAUAUUGUUGAUACAGUUUAUAAUUGUCUUCAAUCUCAGUGACAUCACUUUUGAAAAAGAUCCAUAUUAACUUUGAUUGUAAAAAAAAAAAAAACAAACCAACAAAGACUGGGCUGAUGCCUUGUGAGAUAUAUUCAUCCUAUAGACUUCUCUGUGAGUAUAUGUGCCCAUCGACAUGAAAUCUCUCUUAGGUGAAGAAUGAAACAGCUGUAGGUGACUCCAUACUACAGAGCUAAGAUAUAGUUUCAAUAUAAACUUCAUGACUGUUUUGAUCUCCCUGUUUUUCUUAGGCUAUCUAGUAUUUGUAACAAAAUGAGAAUGGUUCCCACUGCCACUGUAGCCCUGAUAAAGCAAAAAAGCCUCUGGGGCCACAUGAGUUCUGCCUGACAGCUGCCUAUUUUCCUCGAGGUACCGGGGUAAGCUAAAGGGAGGGUUUUUUCUCAAAGCAGCAGAUUGAGCUGCUCUUCUUUAAAGGCUUUGUGGGUUAUUUUGUCCAUUUCAUAGGUGGUAUUUGACCAUUUUGUUAGGAAAUUCCACCCAAGGCAGAGGGAUCGCACCUUCGCAGAGCAUCAUGGGGCCCAGCAUGUAGAACAGGAAGAGGCUGGUCUCUGCCAUUCUUCAGGAGUCAGCUAAUGCUGGGCUCAUCUAAAGAUUUUUCCAAAGUGGCAGGAUCAGGAUAUUGGAUUUUAAGUCAGCUCUGUCGUUGAUGUGGUGCAGAAAAUAAACCAGCUUCAGAGCAGCAUCCCAAUUCAUUGCCUGUGGAUUUCUCGCAGCAUUUUCUGUAGGAAAAGUCUUAAUGUUAUCAUGGAAUGGUUUGGGUUGGAAAGGGCCUUAAGAUCAUCCAGUUCCAACCCCCUGCCAUGGGCAGGGACAUCUUACACUAGACCGUGUUGCACAAGAUUCUGUCCAGCCUGGCCUUGAACUCUGCCAGGGAUGGAGCAUUUACCACUUCUUUGGGCAGUCUGUGCCAGCGCCUCACCACCCUCACAGUAAAGAACUUCUUCCUUAACUCUAACUUGAACUUCCCUUGUUCAGUUUUAAGCCAUCACCCCUUGUCCUGUCACUACAGUCCCUGAUGAAGAGUCCCUCUCUGGCAUUGUUUGUAGGCCCCUUCAGAUACUGGAAGGCUGCUGUGAGAUCUCCUCACAGCUUCUCUUCUCCAGGCUGAGCAGCCCCAGCUCUCUCAGCCUGUCCUCAUAUGGGAGGUGCUCCAGCCCCCUGAUCAUCCUCGUGGCCUCCUCUGGACUUGCUCCAACAGCUCCAUUUUGUUCCGUGUUGUUCUCAAGGUGGACCACGCAGGCAGCAGGUCACUGGCCCAGUGAUGCUGGGAGCCACUAUGAAUAGUGAAAUAAUUCACAAAGCAAUUUGUGAAAUGCUUUGAGAAGUAAGAGAUGUGUAAAUGCAAAGCACUGUCAGCAGAGAAGUCCAGGGCAUAUUGAGACCUGGGGCGAGCAUCUAAAAUGACACUGCAGCUAUCAAAUUUGAGCCUUAGGGAGGUGAAACCCCUCAGAAGGGGCUGUCAGGUUGUGCAGUCAGUAUCUCAUUUCUCUGUCUGACCCCUUUGCCUAUGCAGGACCCAGCAGCCAAGUCUGGGGACACUGGUAAAACCCCAGAGCCCUCCAUGUAUCCAAUGGUCUUGCCUGGCUUUCCAGCGUGCCUCUGUGAAUGGGCAGUUCCCCAGGGGGUUUGCAGGUGAUCAGGUAUUCUCAAAACAUGGCUAAAGAGGCUUAAACCCACACUGCCAGACUCCUCCUCUCUGCUCAGUGUCCAGCCCCAACCUCUCACCCAUCACAGCAGCAUCAGACUCAUUCCUGGGGACCCUCAACCUCUCCUCAUAGUGUAGACACCCUUCUGCCCGCCCUUCCCUGGGGGAGCUGCUCUCAUCCUCGUGGAGGAGAAGAACUGGGGUGGUUUCUUGUAGUAUUUGAUUCUUUGCUCUUUAGCAGCUGAAACUGAGAAGGAGCCAACACCAGCCCUUUACAGAGCACCAGCAAACAGAGGCUGCGACCUAGCGAUUUUCUCUUGGUGACUCUCCAAUGGCUAAAAGGGCAGCCAAAGCUGCAUUGUUAAACCCCUCUGCCGGGUCAGUAGACAGCCUUUGCCUUUAUACUGCACAUUGGGCACCUUGUGUGAGCUUGAGCCCCCUGUGCAUAGGGAGGAUGGGCUCUGGCUUGCAGCAGGGCCACAUCCAGCUCUGCUCACUGGGCUGUGAUGGAGCAGAAGCAACCCAAGGGAAGAAUGGAGGCACAUCUUUUGCCAAAGCCAUGCCCACAAGCUUUCCAGGAGCUAGGUUUUGUAGCUGUCUUGGUGCCACAGAUCUGGAUAGCUGCCUGCUGGGGAUCCAGAUCCCACUGAACACCAGGCUGGAACUUUAAAUCCUGCAGCAGCUUUUUUCUUUGGGGCUGUCGUUCCUUACCCAGUGCUGCUCACUGGUGUCUGCUCUGGUGAUUCCAUCUCUUCAACCUGGAGCUGGUUUUGGCUUUGUUUGGAGUGAGGAAGAGUGAGGGUUUGGAGAGUGAAUCCAGGGCCCAUUCCCCCAGCCUCACCAUGCUGGGGCUGCAGUGCCUCCCCAAGCCCCCCUCCUGCAGCACUGCCAUGGCCUGACAUCCUCCCGGAGUGCCAGUGUCCUGCCCACAUUUUGUGGCAGUUCUCAAUUCAAACCAUGGGGGAGCCUUCCUUCCCCUCCUUGGGAGGAGCUGGGGGUCUUCUGCAGCCCACACCAGAAGGCAGGGAUGGGGAUGGAGCUGCCUCUGCACUGGCCAGGGAGAAUGGGAGCUCCCAGCAAGCUUUCCUCCAGGUUCCCUUUGCUUUCCUCCUUUGCUUCUCCCUACAUGGGUUCUCCCUUUCCCUCUCAGUACGAGGCCUUAUUCCAACCCGAGGGGUCUGAGACUGCUGCUGCAUCUCUGCAAUGAAGCAUCCAUCACACAAUGCCUGGGUGGUGCUGCAGAGCUGGCCUCUGCUUGGACAUGGAGCCACCACCCCAGCACAUCCCCACUGUCACCUCCCCAGCUCUCUGCCUUGUCCCCCUGCUGCCCAAGGGCCUGGCCUUAGGGGGGAAGAUGUUUUCGUGGGGUUAAACCUUCAUUGACUGCUCCACAAAACCCUCAUAGCUUGGCAGGGGCACUGCAGGGCUGCCGCUGCUCCUCUUGCCUUUCCAUAGGAGUGGGGGCAGCUGAUCUGCUCUUUUUUGGCCUCUGUAACCCUCUCCAAAACCUUUUGGAGGUUUUUAACAUAAUCUGGUGAGAUGUAAUCUCUGUGGGGGCCAGAGGGAACACAGGCAAUGGGGCCGGGCAGCUUUCCUGCCACCGUGGCUUGCGAGGUGCAUGGGCUGCCUUGGGUGGAAGGUGGGACACGGUCCCGGCAGCGCCGGUGGGACGCUGGCGCUCAUCUGUAGUCAGGAGAGGAUUCUGAUAGACUUUUUUCCUGUCUGUAGGUUUUAUUCAGACACUAUGUAAUGAUUGAGUGAUUUACAAUUCAGUGUUAAGCUAAUGAAAACGUUGAUAAUGGUGAUAAUAAAACCUUUCUUUUCCUA